Podarcis raffonei (Aeolian wall lizard) is the source of this 621-nucleotide messenger RNA. RefSeq lists its product as uncharacterized. The record is from RefSeq and is a predicted model, not a curated record. The transcript is spliced from 7 exons. The coding region runs from base 4 to 621 and encodes 205 amino acids. Lineage: Eukaryota; Metazoa; Chordata; Lepidosauria; Squamata; Lacertidae.
AUCAUGAGGCCAAAGUACAACGGUGAGAUGCUCAGCGCCAUCCUUCACGGGACCCUGGAGGCUGUUCUUGGGGGCCCCCAAAAGGAGGAGGACAGAGAGGAACUGAAGGGGCGCUUCCGGCUCCUGCUGGGGAGUCUCCUGAUGGAAGCCCCCAAUCCUGGCACCCUUCUCCAGUUGCUCAGUGACCGCCGAGGAUACGCCCUUGGCGAAACUGGGGAGGCUCAAACACUAACGGCCAGCAGCAUUUCUCUGCUUCUGGCCAUGGCACGGAAAUUCCCCCAACUCAGAAUGACAGUAAUUCAGCCAGACCUGGCCUGCUUCUGGAGGAAACCCAAAGAAGAUGACAUCAUCAUCGAAGACACGUAUUCAGUGCAGACCUCGGGCUCCGCUGGACACCAGAGAGAGGCCACUGGAAGACAGUUGUUCAGCCGGAGCUGGCCUGCUUCUGGCCAAAUCCAAAAGAAGGUGAGCCCCACACCUUGGGGACAGCGAACUCCCUUGUCCCUUGUUUGCUUUAUGGUCUGUACCCAAGACUCACCUCUCAGGUCUUCUUGCUGGGAGUCCUGCAGGACCUGCUCCCUGCCUGGCAUUUGGAAGAGGAUCAGCACAGAGAGGAACUGA